This is a messenger RNA of Chaetura pelagica (chimney swift), 402 nucleotides long. It is a transcript of the gene BTG2, whose product is annotated as BTG family, member 2. Gene Ontology annotation, biological process: negative regulation of mitotic cell cycle; negative regulation of cell population proliferation. Gene Ontology annotation, cellular component: nucleus; cytoplasm. Bases 1 to 402 code for a protein of 133 amino acids. NCBI's taxonomy places the organism in Eukaryota, Metazoa, Chordata, Aves, Apodiformes, Apodidae. The record is from RefSeq and is a predicted model, not a curated record. The transcript has 2 exons.
AUGGUCCGAGCUGCUGCACGCCUGCUCACCCACCACUCUUCCCUUCUUGCUUCCCUUGCAGAGCACUACAAACACCACUGGUUUCCUGAGAAGCCGUUCAAAGGCUCCGGGUACCGCUGCAUCCGGAUCAAUCACAAAAUGGACCCCAUUAUCUGCAAGGCAGCGAGCCAGAUCGGACUCAGCCUCCCACAGCUCUACCAGCUCCUGCCCAGCGAGCUCACCCUCUGGGUGGAUCCCUACGAGGUCUCCUACCGCAUUGGGGAGGAUGGUUCCAUCUGUGUCUUGUACGAAGCAACUGCCACAAAACCUGUGAGCUCCUAUGGGAUGCUUACCUGUAAGAACCAGAUGAUGUUAGGUCGCACCAGUCCUUCCAAAAACUACAUCAUGACUGUCUCCAGCUAA